CCGUGUCAGCUAACGGGAACUAGCUCGCUGUGACAGCCUCAGUGACACCGGUCGAGGUGUUUCCACCUGCAGCGUCGUUCCGGUGUUAAAGUCAGACAGGGUAACUCCGAAACUCAGCGUCCACAGUGGGGUCCUGUCUGUCGACUCGAAGCUCCCUCACCGCCCCUUGGUUCUACCCGCUGAUCUCGUCCUUAAAUCGGCCAGGUGUUGCCUCCUCCAGCCCCAUUGUGGAUCUUUAGCCCCUCCGGCAGGACAGUGGCAGAGCCAGAGCCAGACCCAUCGGGGACCAGACCAGCAGGCAGCAGGGCUCCAUGAGUGCGACGGGGCAGCAGCAAGGGGGGGGCCUGCGUUCUCGCCGAAGCCUUGGCCGGGAGAAGGAACCCGGGCAGGGCAUGGGCAUGGAGGCGGCCUGCUGGCUGGCCCCCGGAGUGCUGCGCAGGCUUAUCGAGCUGCCCUCACCCCCCCUGUCCCGACACCAGCUCAAGAGACUCGAGGAGCACAGGUACAGCAGUGCUGGCCGCUCCCUGCUGGAGCCUCUGAUGCAGCGCUACUGGGAGUGGUUGGUGGGACGAGUCCCCUCCUGGAUCGCCCCAAACCUCAUCACCAUCAUUGGCCUCGCCACCAAUGUCUUCACCACCCUCGUGCUCGUCUACUACUGCCCCACUGCCACCGAACAGGCUCCUCUCUGGGCGUACCUGCUCUGUGCCGUGGGUCUGUUUAUCUACCAGUCACUGGAUGCCAUCGACGGGAAGCAGGCCAGACGCACCAACAGCAGCUCUCCACUGGGGGAGCUGUUUGACCACGGCUGUGACUCCCUCUCCACCGUGUUUGUGGUGUUGGGAACCAGUAUAGCCGUUCAAAUGGGAACCAACCCAGACUGGAUGUUCUUCUGCUGCUUCGCCGGGAUGUUCAUGUUCUACUGCGCCCACUGGCAGACAUACGUGUCAGGAACUCUGCGCUUCGGCAUAUUUGACAUAACAGAGGUGCAGAUCUGUCUAGCAGGAUUACAGAUGCUCACAGCCUCUGUGGGUCCUUCUCUGUGGAACAUGAUGAUUCCGAUCCUAAACGUCCAGAUGAAAAUGGUUCCGGCCAUCUGCACUUUUUUAGGAGCCAUCUUCUCCUGCACCAAUUACUUCAGAGUUAUUUUCACAGGAGGUGUGGGCAAAAACGGAUCCACAAUAGCAGGAACCAGCGUCCUCUCCCCAGUCUUACAUAUUGGUUCGGUUAUAAUUUUGGCGAUGAUGAUUUACAAGAAGUCUGCAGUCCAGCUCUUCGAGAAGCAUCCGUGUCUUUAUAUCCUCGCGUUUGGCUUCGUCUCGGCCAAAAUCACCAAUAAAUUAGUCGUAGCGCAUAUGACAAAAAGUGAGAUGCAUCUCCACGAUUUAGCCUUCCUGGGACCAGGACUACUGUUCCUGGAUCAGUAUUUCAAUAGUUUUAUUGACGAGUACCUGGUGCUAUGGAUUGCAUUGAUCAUUUCCUUUUUCGACUUGGUGCGUUACUGUGUCAGUGUUUGCAACCAGAUUGCCUGCCAUCUUCACAUUUUCGUUUUCAAAAUCAAGCCUUGUUCGGUGCUCAGCUCCGCUCCUCACUGAGGACUCGCCCGGCGGCGGCGGCGGCAACGGCCAUUACUGACUCUGUCCCUCCUCCCUGUUAGCCGCACUCAUCUUCUCCUCCCGCUGUUUUCCACGUAGAGACGCAGAGGACGGCGACGACGACGUGGUGUAAAAGUAUGUGCUUCUGCCAACUGAAUGUGAGGACAAAUAAUAUAUACUAAGAUACUGGAGUAUUACUGUCAUUGUUUUCCUUUUUCUUCAUCUUCUGCCCGUUAAUAAGAAUCUUCUGACAGACUGACGGUGACGCACAGAGCGGAUGUUUUCAGGAGAGUACGGGUGCUACUCAGUCUGUUCACAGAGGAGUUUUAACUGUCGCAAAGAACAUGUAUAGGAAACCAAUCAAACUCUUUGCUUACAUGAUUAUAAUUUUUGUAACAUUUGCAUAACUUUACCUUUUUGCUAUUGUAAAUACCAAAACUGUCACUGUGUGUGUGUGUGUGUGUGUGUGUGUGAGUGAGUGUGAGUGUGUGUGUGUGUGUGCGCUUAAAGUUACAAAUCCUGCUCGGACACAUUUAUAAAUCUUUUCCUUCAUGUUUUUGAUUUUUUUUUUUUUUUUAAACGACUCGCACAUUUCACUCACUUGUCAGCAGCUUGUGUUUUAGGAGGAAACAUGAUGUAAACGUUAUUUCUUUACAUAUCUGAAUGUUCUCAUCGUAAGGAAAAAAGAAAAAGCUGCAGAUGUUUUCUCUGCCUGUUACGUCAUUGAGAGUUCUUUUAGGGUUCCUCCAAUCUGUUGGGAUUGUGUGUAUUUAUUGUCAUAUGUGAGUCACAUUAUGAAUUGAGUUUGGUAGGUCGACGCUCAAAGGAGGGUUUAUUGCCUUGACACUUUAUUUUAUGUAAAUGAGACGCGACGCGCCCAAAAAAGGAAAAACAUUCUCGCGUUACAAAGUUAUGGAAACUCAAAGGUCCGAUACGUCUGCUACGGAUCAAACGUUCAGAAGUGAGAGCCUUUCUCACAUUUUACAGUUACUGAGGAAAAGAUUGUUUUAAAGUGGAGCAGCUGUGAGUUAGUUAAACUCUCCGUCUGAUGUUUUAGUUUCACUUCCUGCUCUCUUUUACUUUACGUCCCUCGUCUUCUCAUCGUGUUGUUUUUAUUAUUUAGUGUCAAUAAAUCCCAUGAAAAUAGAAAGUAGAGCGCUGCAGGAAGAAGAGCAAAGACCCAGAGCUCACAUGAACUGAUCAGAUUCUUCUGAUUGGAUCGAGUCUUAAAACCAGGAUGUUCAAAAGAAGAAAAAGAUUAGAAAACUGGAUAAGUUCAGGUAAUUUAAUUUUUUUUCUUCUUGAUAACACCUCCAGUUUGUGAUAAAACGUUGUAGUAUGAUCUUGAUAACUUUGACCCCCCCCCCCCCUCAAAGACUCUGAAUGAUCCUGAGAGGACUGGAUCCAGUCUGGAUGACAAAAACAAAACUGAGAAUUAAAUAAAAAAUUGUCAAAUGGUCAAACAAAACAAAAAAAACUUUUCUGCAGUGAUGUUGAUAGUUUAGAAGUUUUUUCCUUGUUUAAGUUGACGUCACAUUGGAGGGGGGGAGGAUAAAACAUUUUACUAAGGGGUGCCUGUUGUCUAGUGGUUGGUGUGUCGACCCAUGUGCAGGGGCUGUAGUCCUCAGGCGAGCAGCUGCAUGUUGUUCGCGACUCUCUCCCUCUGAUGUCUGUCUCCUGUCUCAGCACAAAAAGCCCCAAAAUACACUUUAAAAAAACAUUCUACUAAAUAGUGUUCAUUUAAAAACAUAAAAUUUCAUUUAAAGCAGCACUGACACCUUCUCAGUUAGUGUGGAUUUUGCGCCCUCUGUGGACAAAGUGCAGUAUUUCGUUCUAUUUAUUGUAGAGCAUUAGACAAUCAUUAAAAGUCUGUAUCGAGAUCAGGUGGAUCCUGUCCUGGUUUUCUUUGAUAAAACUGGACAAAAGUGAUCUGGAUUACCUGAUCCUGAUCAGUCAAACAAUUUGAUUUCCAAACCCGGGUCCUUCUCAUCCUGAUGAAACCUUUUGAACCUUUUGGCCCUGGAGAAAGUGUUAAGUAAAUGUUUUUCUUCUUCUUUGGGUAACCUGAACAUGACUGAAAUGCGAGCUGUGAUUAACACAAGCGUCUGAGAAUUUAAUUUAUCUUUUCAACAAUAUAAGAUACGUCGAGGCAGGCGUGAAGAAGAAGCAACUAAACGAUCGUCACGCUGAACAAAACGAAAAAUUUGGAUGGGGACAAUGUUGAAUUUCGACCGACUGCGUUGUAGUUUUCUUAUCGUUUUACUUCCAGGGAUCACGAUUCUUUAAAAUUAGUAGGAGCGAUUAUAUAAGUAUGGUUCUGAACAAAACAUUUGAGUAUCACAAAGAUCAGGUUUCAUUCUGAACAGGAUGGAGAAGUACAGUUGUUUGUGUUUUCAUGGGAUUUAUUGACAUUUAAAACCUUAAAAACAAACGUGUAACUGUCGUCUGUUUAAACAUCUCAAGCCUUCCUCCUGAACAAACUCACUUCAUAAAAGUUGAUGUUAGGGUGCCGGUAACCUAGUGGUUAGUGCGCGCACCCCACGUACGGAGGCUGUAGUCCUCCAAGCGGGUGGCCCAGGUUCAAAUCCGACCUGUGGCUCCUUUCCCCUCGCUCUCUCUCCCUGAUUUCCCGCUCUUAUUUACGCUUCUAUCUCUGAAAAGACAAAAAAGUCAUCUUUAAAAAAGCUAAUGUUUAAUCUGCUUGACAUUGUGUUUCCUCUCAAACACACCUGCUGAUGGAGAACAGGUGCACAUAGACUGAAUGUGUAGGAGAUGAGGUCACCGUGAUGACAUCACAGUUUCUGAGGGGCGGUUGCUGACGGAACAUAAAAACAUGUUAGUUUGGCGUCGCUGCUUUUCUGAUACAGUCGCACGCCUCCAACAGAGCGCGUGCUUAAUGUUGCUGCUGCUGCUGGAGAGACUCCGCAGCGAGGGGGGCGGUUGCUAAGAAGAACAUAAUGCUCGUUCUUAACGACAGAGUUAAGGUUUUUGUUUUCGCAUAUUGUGCCUGUUUGAUGAGUUUAUGUUUUGUCACGUGCACACCGGGUACUGAGCAGCUAGAGUUUGUGUGAAAAUAUUGGAGAAAAAAAACAAAAAAAACUCAACGCCGAGAGCAGACUGAUGUGAGACUGACCAGAUGUGUUCCGGUGCAGGCUGCUUUUUUCAUAAACCGCAGUGAUCUGAAAGCAGCUGUUCCCAUCUACAUACCCCCCCGCCCAGUGUUAAAGGGUCGUUUCCACAAUUCACACAAACAUCGUCCUCAAAUGCCUUGGGGUUGAAUUAUUAUAACGUAUUAGAAAAUAAUCAAGAAUGUUACACAGUAUAUAAAAUAAAGAUGUAAUAACCUGAGAAGAAAAAGUUGUAUUUCAUGUAACUGUUAUAGAGUUUAAAAAGUCAUAUCCCAUAUUAAGUUUGAUUUCACAAUAAAACGCUGACAGAAGGUAACAUGAACUGGCCGUCGAUAUUUUAAAAGAUGUAAUAUAUUGAUCAUUAAAGUGAUACUUUGUGGUGAAAAAAACAGACGUGAUAGUUUGACUAAAGCGUUUAAAUUAUUCAGACUUUAUUAGUUUAAAUUUAUUACAAGAAAACAUUUGAAAUGUCUAGAGGGAAAGUUUAAUAUAUUUUAAAAUAUAAUUAGAAAAAAGUUUGAUUACAAACCCAACGGUGAAUAAAUGAUCGUGUGUAAAAACCUACAGGACAGAAUUGUGAGAACAAUUAAGAGAUAAAAGUCAAUUGCAUGUUUCAAAAACAAUUUUUUUUUUUUUUUUUUUAAAGGUCACAUAUUCAAAAUACACUCUUCUCUAACUCUAACAUGUGUCUCUAGUCUGAGAAUGAUGAGAAAAGUCCAUCCUCUCCGUCUUUUGCCUGCUACACUUUUCAGAAAAUGUGUGCUCAAACAGGCCGUUUGGAGAUUUUCCCUUCAUGACAUCACAAAGGGCAGUAGCCCCUCCCCCAGGUGGGUGACACGCCCACAGCUAGGUGUUUGUUCUGCCCUCUGAGUCUGCCUUCUGACCGUAAACAAUAGGGCAUGGAGCAAGAAAGCCCGAGUACCAAGCCCUUCCAGAGAGGGGGCGUGGUCAGACACAGCUCAUUUACAUAUUUAAAGGUACAGACACAGAAACAGCCUGUUCUGAGCAGGGCUGAAAUAGAGGGGUUUAUAGGCAUGAUCAAAUACAGGAUCAGAGUGGAUUUAGAACAAGAAACUUCAUAGACAUGUUUUGGGAGUGCUGAGACUUAUUUACACUGGUUGAAGAGGAGGAGAAUAUGUGACCUUUAAUAAUAAAAAUACUGGGAUUGAAAGAUGAGGAAAAGCUGAUCUGUUAAGUGGAUCGAGUUUUAACCUUUUGUGAGCUUUUAUAAGCCAGAACAAAGCGGGGGAUUUUCAGGAUUUUGUGGCAAUAAAUAAUCAAUAAAAUGUAAAACUAUCUGAACGAUUUAAUCCGCCUUUGUUUUAGUUUAGAAGAAAAAACAAAAAAACUCCUUGAGAAUCAUGUGAACGGAGCGUUUAAAGGAUCUCAGUGUUUAUGUCCCUAAAGGUCCGAUUUGUGUUAAUGGAUGACUUUGGCGUUCAUGAUGUGGUACAAAAUAUCUACAGUUAUUCCUAUGUCACAUUUCAUUAUUUAUCUUUUUUUUAACUCAGUAAAAGUAUGUCUGUUCACUUUUGUUGUUUAUUUGGAGGUGAAGCCCUAACCUGCAUGUGUACCAUGCUGCUGUACAGUUUGUAUUAAAGCAGGAGAUUUCUUAUGUUUAACCCUCAACUCGACAACUUCUCAAAGAAAAAAAAGAAAAAACUGUGAUACAACUUUAACGGCUCAUUAGUUACUGAUCGUACUCGCGUUCUUAGUAAAAGUUUGCCUUAAAAUCGAUUAGCUUAGUUUUUGUUUUGUACAGAGAAGAGCAUGUUGUCAUUGUGUGUGUCUCUGCCGUCUUUGUGUAAAAGUUUGUCUUCUGUUGGCCAGACUGCCCAGCUCAGGUAUAUCACCAGUGUGCAGGACAGACAAGUGUGUAAGAAGAGGACAUUAACGAGAUCACCUGAAAAUCUCUCCUUCACCUUCAAAUGCAAAUAAAUUUCAUACUACCACCUGGAACAA
Molecule: messenger RNA, 6682 nt
Organism: Labrus mixtus (cuckoo wrasse)
Lineage: Eukaryota; Metazoa; Chordata; Actinopteri; Labriformes; Labridae
Gene: cept1b
Product: choline/ethanolamine phosphotransferase 1b
Exons: 10
Coding region: 312-1592 (426 amino acids)
Biological process (GO): phosphatidylethanolamine biosynthetic process
Cellular component (GO): Golgi apparatus; endoplasmic reticulum membrane
Molecular function (GO): diacylglycerol cholinephosphotransferase activity; ethanolaminephosphotransferase activity
Source: RefSeq, a predicted model, not a curated record